UAAAAAAAACCCUCGUCGAUGACUUUGCUCAUAAAAACCAGAAACCCCCAAAUCAAAAUCAAACGAAAUUGCAAGAAAUGGGAAGCAACCAAGCCGCAGUCUCUUUCUUAACCAACCUCGCACGUGCCGCCUUGGGUCUCGGCGCUGCCACCACUGUCCUAAACGCCUCCAUGUACACGGUAGACGGUGGCCAAAGAGCUGUGAUCUUUGACCGUCUAAGGGGAGUAUUGGAUGAAACGGCGGACGAAGGCACCCACUUUUUGAUCCCAUGGCUACAGAAGCCUUUCAUCUACGAUAUCCGUAUGAAGCCCCACACUUUCUCAUCUGUUUCUGGAACAAAGGAUCUGCAAAUGGUUAAUCUUACUCUUCGAGUUCUUUCUAGACCUAAGGUGGAUAAGCUUCCUGAAAUCUAUCAACGCCUUGGUCUUGAGUAUGAUGAAAAAGUGCUUCCCUCAAUUGGCAAUGAGGUGUUGAAAGCUGUGGUUGCACAGUUCAAUGCUGAUCAGCUUCUCACUGAGCGUCCCCAAGUGUCAGCAUUGGUCCGAAAUUCACUGACCCAACGAGCAAAGGACUUUAACAUUGAGCUAGCUGAUGUGGCUAUUACACAUUUGUCAUAUGGAGCUGAAUUCUCCAGGGCAGUGGAGCAGAAGCAGGUGGCUCAACAGGAGGCAGAGCGUUCCAAGUACAUUGUGAUGAAAGCUGACCAGGAGAGGAGGGCUGCUAUUAUCCGGGCGGAAGGUGAAAGUGAGGCUGCAAAGUUGAUUUCUGAAGCAACUGCAAGUACUGGUAUGGGGCUGAUUGAGCUAAGGAGGAUUGAGGCAUCUAGGGAAAUUGCUGCAACUCUUGCUAGGUCUCCUAAUGUGGCAUACCUGCCUGGUGGACAGAACAUGCUUCUAGCUUUGAAUCCAUCUAGGCCAUGAUGGCUGCUUGAAUUAUGGAUCUUAUGACUUGGAGUGAGGCUGGACAGGGUGAAUUUGCAUGUCUUUUGCCUUAUUGAUGGCAACAUUCUGGUUUUUGAAACCAUCUUAUUUGUCCAAAAAAAAAAGAAAGAAACUUUUAAGGACCAGAUGUUUAGCAUUAAAAAGUUUUUGAUGUUAAGUCGGAGAACAUGUGGCUUUUAGAUUUAGAUCAUAAGUAUAUUCAGACAUUUUAGAAUUUCAAAGAUGGUUUUGCUGCUUUAUGUGUUCAAUUCUUGGUUGUUUCCAAGUAUACUUAAAGCUUUUCCUUAAUCCUAUCUUGUUUGGUUCCCAUUGCUGAUAAAAAUUCUUCAAAGUUAUUUAAUAACAGAUGCUUGAUGUUCUAUUGGUCUAAAA
Durio zibethinus is the source of this 1313-nucleotide messenger RNA. RefSeq names its product prohibitin-3, mitochondrial-like. The record is from RefSeq and is a predicted model, not a curated record. Gene Ontology annotation, cellular component: mitochondrion; membrane. Gene Ontology annotation, biological process: mitochondrion organization. NCBI's taxonomy places the organism in Eukaryota, Viridiplantae, Streptophyta, Magnoliopsida, Malvales, Malvaceae.